Molecule: messenger RNA, 1557 nt
Organism: Oncorhynchus masou masou (cherry salmon)
Lineage: Eukaryota; Metazoa; Chordata; Actinopteri; Salmoniformes; Salmonidae
Product: SR-related and CTD-associated factor 4-like
Exons: 9
Biological process (GO): negative regulation of termination of RNA polymerase II transcription, poly(A)-coupled
Cellular component (GO): nucleus
Molecular function (GO): RNA polymerase II C-terminal domain phosphoserine binding; RNA binding
Source: RefSeq, a predicted model, not a curated record
CUGUUCUCCUUGAUGGACAUGAAGCCCCCAAUAUCUCGAGCCAAGAUGAUAUCCAUCACUAAGUCAGCCAUCAAAGCUAUGAAGUUAUAUAAACACGUGGUCCAGAUUGUUGAGAAGUUCGUUAAAAAGUGUAAGCCGGAGUACAAGGUGGCAGGUCUAUAUGUUGUAGACUCCAUUGUCCGACAGUCCCGUCAUCAGUUUGGCAUGGACAAGGACGUGUUCGGGCCACGGUUCACCAAGAACAUCACGGGAACGUUUGAGAACCUCUGUCUCUGUCCCACUGAAGAACGGAGUAAGAUAGUGCGUGUGUUGAAUCUGUGGCAGAAGAAUGGUGUGUUUAAGAUGGAGAUCAUCCAGCCUCUUCUAGAUAUGGCGACGUCUGGUUCCAGCAGUGUUGCAGACACCGAGAUGGACGACCCGGACCCAGGUUUCCCCUCAUCCCCGUCCCCUGUAAAGGGUAAGGUCACCUCAGUAACGGAAAACACUGUUGUGGCGCCUGUCUCUGUCUGUCUGACUCUCUUGUACUGCUGUCCUCCAGGUUUCCCCUCAUCCCCGUCCCCUGUAAAGGGUAAGGUCACCUCAGUAACGGAAAACACUGUUGUGGCGCCUGUCUCUCAGCUUCAGAACUCGGACGCAUUCGCCGCUGUCGCUCAGCUCUUCCAGUCCUCAAAGGGACAACAGCUUCAGCAAAUUUUCCAGAACUUUCAACAAAAUCCGUUAAAGCCUCAGACUCAUCCCUUCCCACCCCCGACCCACAGCCAACCUCAACCUCAUCCUCAACCCCAUCCCCAGACCCACAGCCACCCCCAGCCUCAACCUCAUCCUCAACCCCAGACCCACAGCCACCCCCAGGCUCAACCUCAUCCUCAACCCCAGACCCACAGCCACCCCCAGCCUCAACCUCAUCCUCAACCCCAGACCCACAGCCACCCCCAGGCUCAACCCCAUCCUCAACCCCAUCCUCAACCCCAUCCCCAGGCUCAACCCCAUCCUCAACCCCAGCCUCAACCUCAUCCUCAACCCCAUCUCCAGGCUCAACUCCAUCCUCAACCCCAUCACCAGGCUCAACCCCAUCACCAGGCUCAACCCCAGCCUCCUGCCAACCUCCACCACCUCCACUCCCAGCUCCAUCUCCAGUCCCUGACCCCCGCCCUGGGUACGACCGCUCAGCGACUCCCCCUCCCCUCCAGCGAGCUCAGCCAGCAGAAAACAGCAUUUGACAAGGUGGCUACGCUGUUGGACCGCUUUGACUAUGACGAUGAGCCUGAGGGAGCCGACGAAUCAAAGAAGGACCAGACGUCUUUUACCCAGCAGCCUCCAGGUUUCCCCCAGCACUUUCAACAACACAUGAUGGGCAUGGUCCCAGACCUCACACGCCAGAUAUCUCUGCCUCCUAACGGCCAGCUCCAGGGCUAUGGUUUGCUGCCGGGCCAGGCCUACCCAGGAAUGGUGGUUCCCCCAGGCCAGGCCCUCCCUGGUACAGGACCUCCAGGCUUCCCUGGGGGAUACCCUCCAAACAAGGACGCCUUUGGCCAACACGUGGGCCAGCAGGAACAG